Messenger RNA from Cyphellophora attinorum, 1944 nucleotides. RefSeq names its product Glutamyl-tRNA(Gln) amidotransferase subunit A, mitochondrial. NCBI's taxonomy places the organism in Eukaryota, Fungi, Ascomycota, Eurotiomycetes, Chaetothyriales, Cyphellophoraceae. The record is from RefSeq and is a predicted model, not a curated record. The coding region runs from base 1 to 1944 and encodes 647 amino acids. The transcript is spliced from 11 exons.
AUGUCCAAUUUGACGAGUGCGGGGCAAAGCACAACAAGCCAGUCUUCCCUCUUCACCAGGGAAGACAGCUUAAUUUCAUUGAACGGCGCACAUUUCCUUGUCCCAUCCAAGGCCAUCACCGGAGUGUUGUUCGCGAACAGAGAUGGUCAGCUUGUGACGGUGAUCAAGCCAGGACAAGGGCAGGCUAUCACCGUGGAUUUUGUCUCGGACGUCGUGGCAGAAUACACAAGACUUGAUGAUGUCUGGCAGACAGCAUUCUUGUCUGGCGUUGUGUUUCUUGUCGCCCACGAAACGCGCCCUGAUAUCGAUGCAGCGGUGCAAGACUACCUCAAACAGCUAGGCAACGUCUGGGUUGACACGCUUGCAGUCACCGAUGCUUCAGAUGAUGUACAGGCGGGACCGUACAUCAUCCUAGGGGGAAGACUCCACGAUACUUUCAAGCUGGUGGACGAUUCCCACGGAACGUUCAUGACUGCCGUCCGUCCAUUGACGAAUGACACUUUCCAGCCAUUGCCAUACAAGAGCAGUACAGACCAGUUCUCCGCCGUGGCACUUCCCUCGAGAUUGAAGGCCCGUGCGGGUCCUGGCAGCCCAUUUCGUGGAAUCAGGAUCGCCGUGAAAGAGCAAAUCUUCUUGAAGGGCAUCAAGGCAUCUCUUCAGUCUCGAGCAUUCUACAAUACCUAUGGUCCCAGACCGGAGACGGCAAAAUGUCUCGCGAAGCUGCAGAGCGGUGGGGCGCAUAUCCUGGGGACCUUGAAGAUGAAUCCUUUCGGUGCCUGGGUCGAGCCGGUCGAGUACAUCGACUAUCAAGCCCCGUGGAAUCCUCGUGCGGAUGGCUAUCAAUCUUCGGGAGGCAGUAGCACUGGUUCGGCUGCAGCUCUCGCCGCGUACGAAUGGCUCGAUUUUACGCUUGGUGCAGAUACAUGGGGCAGUGUGAUGAGGCCAGCGCUCUGGUGUGGUCUAUUCGGUCUCCGGCCUACGACCGGUUCCGUCUCCGUGGAAGGUAUGCGACCAGGUAUACGUUUCAUGGACACUCCCGGCGUAUAUGGGCGAGAUCUAGGAAAGCUGCUGACGUUUGCUGAAUCGUGGCUCGACCACGAUCACUUACAGCUGGAUGCCAAGAAGCCGUUCACAUCCAUAAUAUGGGCAGUCGAUCUGUGGGAAACGAUAGACGAGAAUCAGCGUGACUUGGCUAGGAGCUUCCUCCGUAUAUUAGCAAAAGAGACAGGACUAGCUGCGGAGGAGGUGUCAUUUGCUCAGAAGUGGGCUGAAAGUCCCCCGGAAGAGGCUGGAACACAGUCUCUGGGUGAUUACACUACCAAGGCUGUGGGCGACUUAGGGUUUGAAAGCAAGCAAAACCAACAGCAGUUCACGCGAGAUUACCACCAAAAGUUUGGCAGUUGGCCAUAUCGAAGCCCUCCUAACCAGCAGGCUCUGGACAAGCUUACCAAUAUCACGGAGGACGGGUUCCACGACGCCUUGAAUCGCAUGCAGGUGUUCAAAAAGUGGUUCCGUGCCAACAUCUGGCGCCCAGAAACAUCGAACCCGAUAAUACUAGUUCCGAUUGAGAACAUAACACCACGGUACAGGGACGAGUUUCCAAACUUUCGCCGGCCACCUCCAGGAAUCAACAGCCUGUUUCUGAGCCCUGUUCUCGGUGCUCCUGAGUUGCUCGUUCCAGUUGACGAGAUUCCAUAUCAUUCGAGAGUGACAGGACAGGAAGAGCACUUACCAUUCGUGGUAGGACUCAUGUCUGCGCCCGGGACUGAUCUCCUGUUGAUUGAGGACACGCUUCGAGUAUUCUCCUCGUCUGACAGAUUGCAUACACGUGUUCACACAGGGAAGCGCAUGUUCUUCAAGACCGUGACUGAGAACGCAGCCUCUCAGCGACCUCUGGAUGUGCGAGAACCAGUUAAGAACAGACGAUACGGCCACGGUAGAUAG